Molecule: messenger RNA, 999 nt
Organism: Octopus sinensis (East Asian common octopus)
Lineage: Eukaryota; Metazoa; Mollusca; Cephalopoda; Octopoda; Octopodidae
Product: G patch domain-containing protein 4-like
Exons: 7
Coding region: 241-969 (242 amino acids)
Biological process (GO): regulation of ribosome biogenesis
Cellular component (GO): nucleolus
Molecular function (GO): nucleic acid binding
Source: RefSeq, a predicted model, not a curated record
CCGGAUUACUUGCCAUUUUCAAAACUUCAACAAACACACAGAAAAGAUUAAAAUUGAAGAAGUUGUUCAGCCAAACGAACAUCAACAAAACGACCCGCGCGCCAUCUUUGUUGAUAAUGUGCUGGCCUGGGAAAGGAGGAGCAUGGAAUUCAAGAACCUAUCAAAGUUUCCUUAAAAAACAGCAAAAGUGGUCUUGGACAUAUUCCGGGAAGCGAUCUUACAAGAAACUGGUGGGAUCAAAUGUAUAAUGAUGCUGCUAAGAAGAUUUCUGUGAACACUGAUAAUAAUGAAAAACCGAAGCAGGAAAAGAUAAGAGAAGAAAGUUCUCCAAAGAAUUUAUUGUAUGGUAAUUUCCUCCAGGGAUCAACUCAGUAUUCAAAUCACACAGGAAUAGUUGAAGAAGCUGUUAGUGAAUCACAGCCUGAAGUUUCCCAGAACUGCCCUCCCAGGUUAACCGAUGAACAGCUUUUUGAAAUAUGUGGACGUCGUACAGCACACAAAGCAGCACGACAUGGAUUACGACUAAAUGGCAAGUUGCAACGCAUCAAAGAACAAGAACAACGCUUCUUGGAAUCUCUUGAGAGUGCCAAAAAUCAUAAAAAUCAAAUCUCAAAUACCAAAAUUUCUAGCAUUUCUGGAAAUCAUACAAAGGUUGAGGCUGAGAAGCAGCAAAAUAAUUUAGAUGACGAUGGUUAUAUUGAAGAAGAAACAUUGAUUAAAAAGAGGAAAAAGAAGAAGAAAAAGAACAAAAAUGAUUUGGUUGAAGUGGGUUUAGAAGAAACAGUUGAUUGUAGACAGGAUUCAGAAAAUCAAGUCUUUCAGGAAAACAAAUUACUUGUUAGUGAAAAUCUAACAGACUCUGAUAAAGAAAUAGUUUGGUUGCCUAAGCAAGAUGAUGUUUCAACCAAAGAUGGAUUUAAAUUAAAAUACAAGGUUAAAAAGCACAAAAAGAGAAAACAUAAUCUAUAAUUUGAAUACAAAAUAAUUUAAAAUUCAAAA